Syngnathoides biaculeatus (alligator pipefish) is the source of this 2286-nucleotide messenger RNA. It is a transcript of the gene rad17, whose product is annotated as RAD17 checkpoint clamp loader component. The record is from RefSeq and is a predicted model, not a curated record. Gene Ontology annotation, biological process: DNA damage checkpoint signaling; DNA repair; mitotic DNA replication checkpoint signaling. Gene Ontology annotation, molecular function: chromatin binding. Lineage: Eukaryota; Metazoa; Chordata; Actinopteri; Syngnathiformes; Syngnathidae. Bases 212 to 2140 code for a protein of 642 amino acids. The transcript is spliced from 17 exons.
CGUGCACUGAGUUUGAAAGGCAUUUGUAUACUGUGUUUCCGUAGUCAUAGAUGUUUACAAUAGUACUGUCCUUUUUUUCUUGGUGAAUUUAGUAACCUAACAGGUUGAUUUAUGAGUAGGUGUUACUAAUAGUUGAAUCUGUUAACGCUUAGGAAUUUACUGCUUUCUGUCACGCAAGACUUGGUGCCCUGUCAAUGGUCAACAGUCAAGAAUGAAAAAGCCGUCACUGGAAAACAAAGCUGCUUCAAAUAGUAUGACCUGUUGGGUAGAUUCUGCUUUCACUGAAUUAACAGGAGAAAAUUUACUUGCUUUUGGAAAGAAAAGGGGUCAGGUUUUGAGUCUCCAAACUGCAGCGAGACCUCGCAGGAGGAAAGGGGAGACCAUCAGCUCAGACCCUGGUAUGAUGUUCCCCCAGAAGCCCAUUGGCUACGAACAGCCUGAACCCUGGGUGGUCAGAUACACACCGUGUUCAAAGGACGAUUUAGCUGUUCACAAGAAGAAGAUAGAAGAGGUGGAGAGCUGGCUGACAGUCCAUGCAGACACACCAAUGGGUGGACUUUUGCUGCUCACAGGACCACCGGGCUGUGGAAAGACUGCUGCAGUCCAGGUUUUGUCUCGAGACCUGGGUUUAAAAAUUCAAGAGUGGACCAACCCACCUAACCUGGACUCAUACGCCCCCAGUCAACAUGACAAGAUGACAAGCAACUUAUACAGUACCUCACAGUCAGACCAAUUCCAGGAGUUCCUCUUUAGGGCCAACAAGUACAGCUGCCUGGAGAUGGUGGGUGAAGGCAGAGCUACACGUGUUAAGAUCAUAUUGGUUGAGGAUUUCCCAAACCAGUUUUACCGAAAGCCAAGUGAACUGCAUGAUAUUCUGAGGUUCCGGUUGCGAUUAUGUUCUACUGUUUCUUCAAGGAAAUUUGUGAAGGCAAGUCGAUGCCCCUUGGUGUUCAUUGUGUCCAAUGCCCCAAGUGGAGACAGAAGUUCAAGAUUCCUUUUUCCCAGAGAAAUUCUGGAGGAGCUGGACAUCACGACCAUAAGUUUUAAUCCCGUGGCUCCAACUACUACGAUGAAAGUUCUGAAUCGUAUUCUAACCCUUGAGAAUGGAAAGAGCAAUGGAAGAAUAACUGUCCCAGAUCAGACAGUGUUGGAGAUGGUGUGUUCAGGAUGUUAUGGCGACAUUCGCAAUGCAAUUAACAGCCUGCACUUUGCUUCAGUUCCAGAAUAUUCACAGGAAAAGGAUAUGACACAGGGGAACAAUCCUUUGGCAUCACAGGGUAAGAUAGUUUCCAGAUCAACAUUAAGGAAGAAAUUCAAAUCGACAAAGAGACAGGAGGAAGAUCAAACCUUUGGAAAGAAGGAUACUUGUCUGUUUCUAUUCAGAGCACUGGGAAAGAUACUACAUUUUAAAAGGGGCAGUCCUGAAGGUGUGAAAGAAGCCAAACGUGCCUUUGGAUGGUUACCCUCACACCUUUCUCAGCACCAUAGAGCAUAUUUGGAGGUGAACCCUGAGUGGGUUUUAGAACAUUCGUAUGUGUCUGGGGAGUUAUUCAACCUGUACCUGCACCAGAAUUACCUGGAUUUUUUUUCUGAGAUGGAAGACGUCGAUAAAGCCAUCGAGUAUAUGUCUGACGCAGACCUCCUCACAUCUGAUUGCAUGAGUACUAACAGCAUGUGGGAAUAUGCAUCUUCAGUUGUCACCAGAGGGCUUCUUCACUCCAACUCUCAACAAGUAGCUGUUGGCUUCAGACCACUCCAUAAACCCAACUGGUUGCUUGUCAGCAAAAAGCAUCGAGAAAACUGCCUGGCUGCUCAGAGCUUGUUUCGCCACUUCUGUAUGACACCAGUCAACCUUCAGACUGAGUUGCUACCAUAUCUGGCCAAAUUCACCAAGCCCUUAAGGAACCAAGAUCAGAUAACAUUUAUCCAGGAUGUGGGUCAGAUGUCACUGAAGAGGUUCCUUGUAAGGUUAAAACUGGAGGCCCUGACUGACCAAGAAGUCCAGCUCAAAAGUGAUAGUGAGGAAGACAUAGAGGAUGUACAGGAAGGAUCUGAGUGUCUCCCACCCAGUCAAACACAGUGCCAAACAACUAGUAUCGAGGAGGAGGAUAUAAUGAUUGAAGAAUAUGAUAGCGAAUAAUGCAUGAAAUACAAAAAUGCACUGACCAUAAUCCAUAGUAGUCUUCUUUACUUUUUUAAGGGGGGAGUUGAGCCAGGAGUUUCGGAAAUCUGAGGACAUUUCCAUUGUCUUGUCUUCAUCUGAAAUAAACUUCAUCAUUGAAUGUG